Penicilliopsis zonata CBS 506.65 is the source of this 1064-nucleotide messenger RNA. RefSeq lists its product as hypothetical. Bases 105 to 935 code for a protein of 276 amino acids. The record is from RefSeq and is a predicted model, not a curated record. NCBI's taxonomy places the organism in Eukaryota, Fungi, Ascomycota, Eurotiomycetes, Eurotiales, Aspergillaceae. The transcript has 3 exons.
CGUCUGCUACUCCUGGAUCUCGCCUGUCGUUGCGAUUUUGGCCACCUGGACCCGUUUCUCUACUUAAAUCCAUAAUCCUGGUUGCUUCUUUUCCCCCGGACAUCAUGACUGGUCGCCAUUUUGAAGGGCGCCCGGAGCGUCAGAACGAAUACUUUGUCCCCGGCGAUGGAAUCAGUCGGGAAGUCAUCCAAGCGGACAUUUGCCGCUACCUGGGGAAUGAUGCCCUCGUAAGGCCUGGAAACCAUAAUGGUCGCCAGGGCUUUUUCAUCCGUGCCUACCGGAAUCUGACUUCGGAAAUGAUUGCUGAUCUCAAGGCCGAUUCGGCCCGCUGGGAGGCAGAUGUUUCGCGUAGGGCUGAUCUUGGCUAUCCACGAGGUAGUUACAUUCAAGAUUUGGGCAAGUCUCAGGCACCUAACGUGCAUCCAGCAAAUUAUGCAGCCUCUCCAAUUCAUGAGUUGCGGCAGCAACAAGGGCCUUCUCCGCCCACAUAUAGUGCUGCCCCUGCACAGCCAUACAUGGAUCCUUAUGCUCAGGGGUAUGGGACAACACCCAAUCCCCAGUACCCUCCGGCUACCACAUAUUCUUCCAGUCAUUCUCCCUAUGGAUCUGGACAGCCUCCUUACCAGCCGCCGCAACAGUACUCUGGCCCCAGCCAGCCCGCGGUGACGACCACGGACAUGCACCCAACCUACACAUACACUAGCAACACUGGUUAUGGGUACGAGGCCGGGAGGAACAAUGCUCCCAGAUACCCAGGACCAGGCUAUGAAAAUGAAUCCGAAUUCUCACCCGUCACCUCAGGAAUGGCCUAUCCACCUACAACUGCCCCAGACCCCCGGAUAGGAAUGGACCCCAGAUAUACUCCGGACUCUACAUACUCGGAACGUAAUAGGCCGCAGCCUGCACGUGAAAGGGAACCUCAUCGCCGGCGUUAAAAGAAGUUCUUCCGCCGUCUUCAUCAUCAUCAUCAUCAUCAUCAUCAUCAUCAUCAUCAUCACUCUUAUCAUCUAUCGACUUGGAGGAGUCCCUUUGAAUGCCAUGGGAAGACAGCAGACCUGCCUUUC